Rhagoletis zephyria (snowberry fruit fly) is the source of this 612-nucleotide messenger RNA. Lineage: Eukaryota; Metazoa; Arthropoda; Insecta; Diptera; Tephritidae. The record is from RefSeq and is a predicted model, not a curated record.
AUGUCCAGUCCGGUGAACCCGAACAGCUCAAACAACAACAACAACAAAAUCAUUAGAAAACCCGCCAGCACCGCCCACAAUAUUAACAACAACAACAACAACAACCCCACCGACGGAAAUCACAGCUCUGAUUCGGGCACAAAAAAAACAGUGCCCGUGAGCAAGGUUCCGGUCGGCCUAGCCAAGGGGCCCGAUUUGAAAAACGUUAAGUCUAAAAUUGGAUCGCUGAACAAUGUGAAACACAAGCCAGCUGGCGGCGACAAGAAGAUUGAAUCGCAAAAGUUAACCUGGAACACCAACUCGCGAAUCGGUUCACUUGAGAAUGCCAGCCACAAACCACACGGAGGCAAGGUGCGCGUCAGCACUCAGAAACUGGAGUGGAAGGGAAAGAGCAAGGUGGGUUCGCUGGACAAUGUGACGCACAAGGCGGGCGGCGGACAGGUGCGCAUUUUCGAUGAGAAGUACACCGGCUCCUCCAGUCGGGCCACCUCGACGACCCGUUCAGGCAGCACAACGCCCCACGUGGACAGCAGUACCGGUUUGCAGCAUCAUCAGUACAACGCCGAUGACCUGCUCAGGCAGACCGAGCAGAAGCUCACCCUCAACGACUGA